AUGCCUGAAUCACUUACAUUAGCGGUGUGUCAGUCGUACACCUUGAAUACUCUUACCGAAACGUUGCAUCAAUUACAACAGACUGCUCGCACAGCGGCUGACAAAGGUGUUGAUAUUCUUCUCUUCCCCGAGGCAUACUUGGGUGGCUAUCCGCGGACAUGCUCCUUUGGCGCAGCUAUCGGUAGUCGAUCGGAUGAAGGACGCGAACAGUUCUUGCAAUACUUCAAGAGCGCGGUAGAUCUUGGAGACACACCAGGAGGAGCUGAAGACGACUGGUUACAGAAGAGGUUGGCCAUCAAUCAAGAGACUGGACGACGAGGUGACGGCACAAGAGAAUUCCUGGAAGAUGUCGCACGCGAUACUGGUGUGUUUAUAGUGACUGGAGUUGUAGAGAAAGCUGGUGGUAGCCUCUUCUGCGCCGCUCUAUAUGUAUGUCCGAAGAGAGGUGUGAUAGGAAAGAGACGAAAGCUGAUGCCGACUGGGAGUGAGAGAUUGGUAUGGAGCCAAGGCAAAGCGGGUACAUUGAGAGCUGUGACUGCCACGAUCAAAGGUGUCAAAGUCGUUAUGGCAGCUGCGAUCUGCUGGGAAAACUUAAUGCCAUUACUGCGUUACAGUCUGUAUGCCCAAAACGUGAAUCUUUGGCUGGCCCCGACUGCAGAUCCACGAGAGAGCUGGGGCAGAGCGGCAGUUAAUGGUUCUGCAUCAGUAUCAAAUCGUUCGGAUACCAGGAGGAAAAGUGUGCCAACAAAAGAGAACAAUGAAAUCGCUUUACCACUCAGUGCAGGUGAGGAGCAGGUCAACGGAGGCUCGGCCGUGUCUGCUGAUGAACCAGAUGAAUACGUUUCACGCGGCGGAAGUUGCAUUGUGUCGCCCCUAGGCAACUACGUUCGAGAACCAACCUGGGAGAGCUCCUCAGAACUCAUCAUCGCUGAAGUGGACUUCGAAGAUUGUGUAAGAGGAAAGCUCGACUUUGAUGCUGCAGGUCAUUAUUCUCGGCUAGACCAAUUCAAUCUCAGCGUUCAGGGAUUGGACCUGAAUCCACCUGCUUAG
Molecule: messenger RNA, 1050 nt
Organism: Lithohypha guttulata
Lineage: Eukaryota; Fungi; Ascomycota; Eurotiomycetes; Chaetothyriales; Trichomeriaceae
Exons: 2
Coding region: 1-1050 (349 amino acids)
Molecular function (GO): catalytic activity
Source: RefSeq, a predicted model, not a curated record